This is a messenger RNA of Drosophila subobscura, 1773 nucleotides long. RefSeq lists its product as uncharacterized. Bases 1 to 1773 code for a protein of 590 amino acids. The record is from RefSeq and is a predicted model, not a curated record. The transcript has a single exon. NCBI's taxonomy places the organism in Eukaryota, Metazoa, Arthropoda, Insecta, Diptera, Drosophilidae.
AUGUCGCAAGCAGCCGGAUUGCCGGAUCUGUCCUACACGCCGGGGGACCACACGGAGCCAGAGUACCGGCUGCCCACGCACCAGCUGCUGCUCGAUCAGAAGCAGGCCAGGGACGCCACGGAGCCACUGAGUCGCCUGUACUUGGACAGGGAGGAGACCCAGCCGAUCAAGUACCGGGACAGGGUGACAUCGGCAACGGGGCGGCAGUUUCCUGCCUUGGCAGCGGCUCAGUCCCGCUACGCGGAUCAUCUGAACGGAGAGACCCCUGACACGGCCCUCGACUCGGGUUUUGUGCCCGGCAAGGAUCUGAUCUCCUAUCAGAGGAGCGCAGCAUACAAAAGCGACACCGAUCUGGAUCCGGAUCUGAUCAGAAGGAUGCCGCUGCACUCGAUCACCGAGAAGCCCAACGAGCGCUGCCCCUCGCCGGUGGUGCCGGCGUACGCAAACUUUGAGCUGGCGAAGCGCAUGCAUCAGGACAAUCUCGACCAUCAGCCACUGCCCGAUUGUGUGGCGGACCUGGCGUUCCGCAAGGCACAGAUCGCGGGCGGACAUGCGGGCCUCUCGCUGGAGAUCGAUCCCAUUGCCACGGGCGUGGGCGUCAAGACGCACAAUGCCGGCCCGACGCACUGCACCAAGAUGAAGGUGUUCCGCCCCAAAACAGGCGGCGGUGUGGUGCCCAAAGCCUAUGGUGGGGACACAUUCCGUGGCGUGGGCUCGGCCCCGGCCAAGAAAAUGGGACCCAUGGAUCUGGCCAUUUGCUGGGACUUUAAGCCCGCCAGUGCCACGGAUGAGCCGCGUCUGGCGCGGCAUAUCGACGGCUCCAACGAUUCGGCGGGCCCGGCGGUGUUCACCUGCGUGCGUACGCCACGGGAGGACAAUGCCGCCGAUCUGGGUCGCUCCUCGGGCGUCUUCACCAGCACGCUGGGCGAGGCGGACUUCUUCGACAAGGACAUCCUGCGCCGGAAGACGGACUUCGGCGGCAGGGCCAUUGAUCGCGAGGACCCCUGCGCCUGCGACUACUCCCCACCCCACAGGGAUCGGGCACGCAGCGUCUCCCGCGACUCGAGUGCCGCCUCCCAUUGCCGCCGCGCCCCACCCGCCGCCGGCGUCAGCUUCGGCAAUCUCGCGGAGCUCUCCAGCGGCGGUGGAGGCGCUGGCAUGCCGACCAAUCGACUGGCCAAACAGUAUCAAUCGUCGCCACUGCUGGGGGGCGACAAGGCGUAUCAGGCGCUGCGCGAGAAGUACUUGGGCCCCGAGUCCAGCUGCGACGGCAACGGUCCGGGCGGUGUGCACCUGGAGCAUGGCUGCCGCCCGGCGGGACCCGCCUGCAAGCGGGACACGCUGCUGCGUCGACCCGCGCGUCGUCUCUGCCACAAGGUUGGCCCAGCCCCAGGCCCAGCCGCGCGCGGCUGCUGUCCGCCUGCCUUUGGCCAUGGCCAUGGCCAUGGUCAUUGUCUCACCAGCAAGGCCGCCUUCCGGGCGGGUGUGGCCAAGCACAAUGCCUCCUCGGGUGACUUCAUGGGCAUGGACGCGGGCUGCACGGGCUGCGCGGGCGGUGGCGGCGGGAGAGUGCUGGUGGUGCCACGACCACGGCAGCCGUACGCCAAGAAGAACUACGACAUCGAUACGCUGGUGCCGCCGUUCCGCAGUCAGGGCGGUGGGGCCGGCCAGGGUGGAUAUCCGGAGCAUUGGCGAUUGGCAAGCGUCUACCAGCAUGCCUUCAAGCCACUGGAGCAGCGUCGUCGUCCACUCCUACAAACAGUCUACAAGUAA